AUGGGACAAGCAAAGUUUACGUUCGCCCACCUGGCAGUAAGUCUUGCUGCAAACUUUGGACUUCAACGCAUCAUCUCCACUACUGUGGGCCAACCCACUUGGUAUGCUUACAUGGGCCUCACACUAGACCCCACGGACGCGGCGCUUUACGCUUAUAGUACCCGCUUGACCGGCACAGUAUUUGGGCUCUUUUCUGCUGGUGCCAUCUUUGGUGCGUUGUUUGUGGGCUGGCUGUGCGAUGUCUACGGUCGCAAAAGAAGUCUUUUGGCCGCCGCAGCAAUCAAUAUUGUUGGGGGAGCUUUACAGACAGGAUCAGUCCACAUAGGCAUGUUCAUUGCCGCAAGAUUCAUUACAGGAUUUGCUGGAGUGGUCAGCAAAGGUCGAACAGAAGAAGCAUGGAAGGUUAUAUCAAGUCUCCAUCAUGAUCCGAGCGAUCCGUCUCAAAAAUUCGCCCGCGAAGAGUUUUUGCAGAUUACUACCCAGUUCGAGGCUGAUACGGCGGCGUAUGGAGAAUCAAGGUUUCUUGAUCUUUUCCGUAAGCCGCAUAUGAGGAAACGAAUGCUGAUAGGAAGUCUUAUCAUGUGGGCUUCUCAGGCAAAUGGGGCAAUUGUCAUCUACAGUAAUAUUGUCAGCUUGGUUGACGGACUCGGCUUUAGUGCUAGCAAUGCUCUGCUUCUUUCCGCUGGAUGGAUUACUCUAGGUUGUCUCGGGAACUUUGUGAACGCUGCGUUUCUGGAUCGUUUGGGUCGAAUUCGGAGUCUCUUGAUCGGUAUCAGUGGCUGUGUCACUUUCGUCAUCAUCGAGGCGGCAAUUGACAAGAAUUAUGGAACAUCCGAGAAUAAACCAGCACUGGCAGCCGGCGUGGCCAUGCUGUUUGGGUUUAUCCUUUUUUACGGCUGUUUUGUAGACACUACUGUCUACGUGUAUUGCUCCGAGAUCUUCCCAACACACUUCAGGGCCAAAGGCACGGGAUGGUGCCUCGCUAUAUUUUUCUUGUCGACAUUACCCUUUCUUGAGUCAUCUGCGACCGGAUUUGCUACUAUUGGGUGGAAGUAUUAUCUUCUGUUUAUCAUUCUUCCAUCAAUUAAUGUUCUUCUCUUGGCAUUUUUCUGUCCAGAGACCAGAGGUUUAUCUUUGGAGGAGAUCAAUGGGCUAUUCGGAGACACUGUUGCUGUCAAAUUGACAAAUCUCACUGAAGAGGAGAAGAACGCGCUUGAUGCAACGGUGUUGCAAGGAAUAAGCUGUGUCGAUCAAGGCGAACGAGAAUCGGAGGCCCUAGAUGGAAAGGCUUCUAUUUCAAAAGCCUGA
This is a messenger RNA of Penicillium pulvis, 1308 nucleotides long. RefSeq lists its product as uncharacterized. The record is from RefSeq and is a predicted model, not a curated record. The transcript has 7 exons. Gene Ontology annotation, biological process: transmembrane transport; carbohydrate transport. The coding region runs from base 1 to 1308 and encodes 435 amino acids. Gene Ontology annotation, cellular component: membrane. NCBI's taxonomy places the organism in Eukaryota, Fungi, Ascomycota, Eurotiomycetes, Eurotiales, Aspergillaceae. Gene Ontology annotation, molecular function: carbohydrate:proton symporter activity.